GGAAAAGGAAAAGCAUGGUGUAAAUAAAGAACGAGAGAAAGGAGCUUUGGUCUUCCUUCUCCGCUUCCUGUUCUCGAGUUCUCAGGGAGCGGAAGAAGGGAAGGGCGGGUGGCUGAGGAGGCAGUGAGAGAUGGGCCUCGGGAUCUUCCUCCUCUCCUUCUUCUUCCUCGCUGUGCUACUUGAUUCAGCCAGAUCUGGUGAUACAACCGGUCAGCUUCUUCGAGGUAUCAACGAUUACAGAGUCUCCCUCAACCUUUCAUCACUAACAGAGAACGAGAAUGCAGAUUGCUUGGCUGCACAGCUUGCAUCAGCAUUCAAAGGCCAAGACUGCAGCAACACCACUGGAUCAGAUACCGUUCCCGGCACGGAGGAGCAGUUCCCCGACUUCCCUGAUUAUUUGACCGCAUGUCAUCUAAACGCGACGGUGACGAGAGACGGGUUCAUAAUGCCAGCUUGUGUGCCGGACUUGGCGCCUGAUCUUGUCUUGGCCAACUACACCAAGUCUCAAUACAACCAGAAGCUGAACGACAGCAGCUAUGCCGGAAUCGGGAUUGCUGAGGAAGGCAACUGGGUUGUUGUAGUUUUGACCACAAAUACGGCCACCGGAAACUAUGCUUCAGCUGCAGAUGCAAGCGCUGGUUCGUUCAUUUCAGUUGCUGAUCACAACUAUGUGACGCUGUUGCUGCUGGGUUUCGCCAUUUACCUGGUCGGCUAAGUUCUUUUCAUGUGUGACAGUGGAAGUGUUCUUUUUUUUUUC
Messenger RNA from Musa acuminata subsp. malaccensis (wild Malaysian banana), 757 nucleotides. RefSeq lists its product as uncharacterized. The record is from RefSeq and is a predicted model, not a curated record. Lineage: Eukaryota; Viridiplantae; Streptophyta; Magnoliopsida; Zingiberales; Musaceae.